AGAACAUUGCCAAAGCGUUGAGAAAACAUCGUGCCAUGGAAUAUCGCAGAGCCAUGACCAUGUCGGUUGAGUCCUCCGAGGCAGACGGCGAUGAGACGGUCCCAAGCACUUGGGGUCGGCUGAUAGAGGACUUGUUCAUAGUUUACACCGUGCCCAGAGUUGCACGAAUCCGCGCUCCACCAUUGCAGAUCUGCUACCUCAUCACAUUUAGUCUCUGUGCCACAGUGAUGCUUGGCUGGCUCAUUCUGACACUUCAACUGAUGGAAUUCAAUGAGAUCUCCAUCUCCAAUUCCUUUGUACGGCUUGCACCCCCAUGGGCCAAUUCCAAAUCCUUGUGUUACGAUUAUGACUAUGACUGCUCUGAUUCACCAGAGGCUUGGACACCUCACUACUGUGGCAAAGCUGCUUUGAAGGACUUGGCCGAAAGGCUCCACAUCAAUUUCUUCAAGAACGGAACCUUUAGCAAAUCCCGCUGGGUGGGCGGUGCUCCCCGCAUCAUUGCCGACUGCCGUCAUUUUGAUGUCCAUGAAACACUGGAGGAGGAAGGUCGGCCGAUGGUCAUGACGGCCCGCACCAGGACCCUGCAAGAUCGCUGUGCUUCUCCCGCACAGGAGAAGUGCAUUUGGCACAACCAAGGCUUUGACAUUGACCUUGUUCAGAAUGUCGAAGGUUUCUUCUUGAAAAUCCGACAUGAUGUCAUGGCUGCGAAGGUGAAGGCUUCAAAUUCAUAUUCCACAGGUUUUGUGAAGAUCAAAGAGAAAGAGUACCAACUUCCUUGUUCGUCAGAGGGAUCUUGCGAUAAGAAAGAUCUAAAGGACCUCAGCUUGAGCAACGUGCCAUCUUGCAAUGUCUCUGAGUGCUGGAGCACAAAGUAUUCAGACUAUCUUUCUAUUGAUCUGAUUCUGAAAGCAGCAAAUUUAUCUCUUGAUUCUCACAUUCCUUUGCCAAGCGAAGCAGAUCUUGAGUCUGGGUCGGAUCUCCCUCGCCGUUUCUUGGGGACCUCAGUGGGAAUCGAUGUGAAGUACGAGAACGCGAAUCCGGGCGCCAUCUUCCCGUGGCCCAGAUGGUAUGAAUUCCGGAACAGGUACACCUACACCUUCCGGAAGAUGGGAGACUAUGCCUCUGAAACCAAUAUCUCAGGUGCUUCGGAUACCAGGCGUUUGUUCAUUCGCAAGUCCGGGAUCAAAGUCUUCGUCAGCUUUGAUGGUAAACUGGCCAGCUGGAGCUGGUCGUAUGCUGUGAAGCAAUUGGCUAUCAUGCAGGUGGUGUUUACGCUGACGAUGGUCGUUGUGGACAAGGUGAUCCUGCAAACAGUCUUCAAGUUCUUUCCCGAUUUUUCGCACCUUCCGCCGAUGAAAAGAUACUAUUCGGAGCUGAACUCGCCAACUCACUAUGAAUUCCGAAGCGCACAGUCUGCGAGUCAUUUGACGAAUAUGGUUAGAGACACAAACCAGCAAAGAUUCCGGGAGAUGAAGAAAAACUUCACAGAACUUCCUGAUGACUCUGAUUGAGGCGAGCGAAAAAGA
This is a messenger RNA of Cladocopium goreaui, 1526 nucleotides long. NCBI's taxonomy places the organism in Eukaryota, Dinophyceae, Suessiales, Symbiodiniaceae. The record is from the annotation of a GenBank genome assembly.